Molecule: messenger RNA, 273 nt
Organism: Prunus armeniaca (apricot)
Lineage: Eukaryota; Viridiplantae; Streptophyta; Magnoliopsida; Rosales; Rosaceae
Source: the annotation of a GenBank genome assembly
AUGGAUAUGGAUGUGGAUACACCCAACAAGAAGCUGCGAAUGAUUUCUAGAUCCCGUUCGAGGUCAAGAUCAAGGCCUCCAAGUGAAGUUGUCCCUGGUGAGGGCUUCAAGGACUCUUCUCAAAAGUCCCAGGCGCUAAGAAAGGCCAAAAAAUCUGUUAAGAAGAGAAACAAGGAUGCUCGCCGUGGAGAGGCAGAUAGAGUGAUUCCCACUUUAAAACCAAAGCACUUGUUCUCUGGAAAACGAUCAAUUGGAAAAACCCAAAGGCGCUAA